This is a messenger RNA of Nematolebias whitei (Rio pearlfish), 1290 nucleotides long. Its product is annotated as zinc finger and SCAN domain-containing protein 2-like. The coding region runs from base 94 to 1083 and encodes 329 amino acids. The transcript has 2 exons. Lineage: Eukaryota; Metazoa; Chordata; Actinopteri; Cyprinodontiformes; Rivulidae. The record is from RefSeq and is a predicted model, not a curated record.
AACCGUAUCGUUGUUCUGUGGGGUCAGCGUACGUUACGGAGAGCAGUUGUUUUCCGUCCAUUAAAAGUGUUUAUUCAGUUUUUAGUAAACAAAAUGUUUUCAAUUCAUUAUCUGAGAGAGUUCAUCGGUGAAAGACUGAGCGCUGCUGCCUCAGAAAUCUUCUCCGAGUUUGAGAAGACGAUCCUGCGGUACGAAGAAGAGCUCGACCGUCAGCGCAGACUGCUGGAUGUCAGCUGGAAACCUGAGCUGAAGCUGCACAGAGUCGACCUCCAACAGGAACCAGUCCACAAGAUGGAGCUGAUCCUCACAGACCAGCAGCUCUACAACCAGGAGAGGAACUCCAGCCUGGACCAGGAGGAACCAGAACCAGAAUCUACAAUAAUCAAAGAAGAAGAAGAGCAGGAGCUCUGCAGCAAUCAGGAUGAAGAUCAGCUCCAGCUGAAGCAGGAGACUGAUCCGUUUAUGGUGACCGCUUUGUUUGAAGAAAGUGAACCAGAACCAGACGAGGAGCAGCUCAUCUUUCAGAGUUCUGCUGGACCUGAGGACCAGGAUUCAGGGUCACAUGAAAAUUCAGAGCAUUCACAAAAGACUGAUCACACAGACAGGCGUCACGGUGACAAAGCAGACCAACCAGCAACAUUUGAGAGGUUGUUUUCUUGUCAAAUCUGUGGAGAAACUUUCAUAGAUAAUUCACAUCUGAUCCGACACAUCAAGGUCCACUCAAUUAGGAACCAGAACUCUGACAGACUGCAGUACUGUUGUCCCUUCUGUGGUAAAAGCUUCCCUGCUUUUAGCAAGUUAGUCAUCCACAUCAGAAGUCACACAGGUGAGAAGCUGUAUGUUUGUAAAACCUGUGGAAAACGUUUUAGUCAUACCUCUAAUCUGAAUCGUCAUAAGAUGAUCCACACGGGAGAGAGGCCAUUUUUUUGUCAAACUUGUGGGAAAAGCUUUAAUCAGUCUUCAAGUCUGAAAAUACACAUGCUGAUUCAUACAGGAGAGAAACCAUUUUCUUGUCAAACCUGUGGAAAAUGUUUUAAUCACAUUUCCCAUCGAAAUCGUCACAUGAAAGUUCACACAGACUGAGUGGAUCUUCGGUCACUUGUGGAGAAUUUUCACCAAAUGAUUCCAGCGAGGAGAAAACUCUCAGAAUGUGGAGAAACUUUAGAAAAGCUUUGAAUCCUGCCUCCGUUUACAGAAGAGUUUGUUCCAGCAAACACUGUUGGGCUUUUUGCAGCUCAGACUGAAACAAAGUAAAACUAGCUUAGUUAUUAUUUGAGCUCAGAUGCAGGU